AGAUCCUGCAACAAAAAGCCUUGUCAGAGGUUAAGGCAACAUACCUGGAAGAGGAGGAUAGGCAACUUUUUGAGAACUUGCUACGUAGCAGGAUCGACCAUUUCAACGUGUCCGAGUUCGAGGAUGUUCGGAAGAGCACACUGGAUGCCAAGAUGCAACAACUUCAAGAACAAAAUUAUCAGUUAAAACAGCAUCGGAAAAAGAUGAAGAAAAAGCGUGAGGAUGCCAAAGAGCAUACUGAAAAGCAGGAAGAGGAGAUAAAGAAACGGAUCGAAAAGAUGAGGGCACAGUUUGAGGAGAUGAAAGAGGACCAAAAGAAGAAAGAGAGCCAGCCUCCAAAGGUCGACAAGCAGAAACUAGCAGACGACCUCAUUUCUGACGGUCCGUUCUUCUCGAAGACUCUUGGAACUUUUAUGGCCUUAUAUAAGAAGACCGAACCUGAUGCUUCCAGAAACCCGUGAAGCUGGUGAACGAAUCGCUUAUCUUAAGGGUGGUAAAGCUUAAGGGUGGUACUAUGGCACACUUAGGGUCUGACUUUUUCGGGUUUAAUGCGUUUCACGGCUUCUAGGGGGAGAUCGGGCGCUAUUGAUACAACCGGGUGUUAUCCGGCUUCUUUCUUUUCUUCUUUUUCUUUUUGUUCAGCACGCGGUCCGCCGUUAAAGGUGCCAACAUGCCUUCCUGGAGUCAUUCACUAACAGCUGUUGUUGCAACGUUAAAUACCAUAUUAUUGCACUCAAAUAGUAAUUCAUCAGACGCGAGUAUAGGCCGAAACUUAACAGCGUGCAUGAUACCUAAUACAAUGUAGUACGUGAUUGUGAUUAGGGAAGAAAUCAGAUUUAGCCCGAACAGAUCCGAAACUGAUUUUUGAGAUAAUCGGAAAGAAUCGGGUUCAACACGAAAAAUUCAGGCCUUAAUUAUCUUCCACACUGAAAAAAAAGAAGAAAGAGCGCCCAUCUGCCGUAUCGGGUGCUCAUGCAGUGACUGAUUGCAAAUAAAGUCGGCACAGAGUUCA
Molecule: messenger RNA, 1012 nt
Organism: Ornithodoros turicata
Lineage: Eukaryota; Metazoa; Arthropoda; Arachnida; Ixodida; Argasidae
Exons: 6
Coding region: 153-461 (102 amino acids)
Source: RefSeq, a predicted model, not a curated record